This is a messenger RNA of Kogia breviceps (pygmy sperm whale), 4114 nucleotides long. The record is from RefSeq and is a predicted model, not a curated record. Lineage: Eukaryota; Metazoa; Chordata; Mammalia; Artiodactyla; Physeteridae.
UUCUCAAGUUGCAUGGGAAAGGAGUCUUGCACACACGAUGGCAUCUUUUAUUUGUUUUUGGUGACAGUUUAUUUUUUGAUGGUUAUAAAAGCAGAUAAUCACAAUAGAUAUACAGAAAGUUAUGAAAUAAAGGUCAUUUAGGAUCCCACCACCUAAAAGUACCCACUUUUAGCAUUUUGGUAUAUAACCUACUAAAUUGUUCACUGCUUGUGUGUGUGUGCAUGCGUGUACGUGUGCAUGUGCUUAUUUCUCAUUAUUUUUUAAACAAAAAUGAGAAACGUUUUUGUAAUGAUUUAUAACCUGCUUAAUUAGGGAUCUUUCCCAUACGUAAUCAUGCAAGUGGUUGUCUAUUUCCACAUCUUCUGUCCUGAUGAGAGUGGUUCAGGGACCCACUGUGUAUGAUUUUAUGUUGUAUUAUGACGUUCGACCGCAUUUAAAACUAAAGAGAUCACAGGAGGUGCUGAAGCAAGGAGAAAGAAAUCGCUAGUUGGGGGGCCUGUCCAGCUGCGGGCCUGGGGACUGGGGCAGCCAGUGUCCAGAGUGGGGCCGCUGAGAGGGGUCUGUCUUAAACGAGUUAGCGGCCUUAGACGCGUCAACUUCUGCCACACUUUCCUUAGAAAUGUGCUCUUUCUCUCAGCCUCCUGCUGGUUCAGACUCCUGUGUGAACACACGGACCCUCAUCUCAGAGGCGGGCAGCAGCGGGGGCAGUGGGCCCUGGAGUCAGGGGUCGAGUUCCUGGCCCCGCCUGUGAGGCUGGCUGGGGGUGGUCAUAGGCAGACCCUCGCGGGGCCGUCAGCUCCUCCUUUGCAAAACCGGGACCUUUGCUUCCUAGUGCGUGGCUCGGGGGUGCCUUGAGAGUCUGGUGAUGGACGGAAUGUGACGCGUGUGCCUGUGAAAGGGCACGGGGGGUCGGCUGUGGCCUGAAAGCUCAGGGAGAGUCUGGGCUGCGCAGGGGGGUUCGGAGUCGCUGCAUUAUCUGAGAAGGUCCCCUUUGCUCCUGCUCUGCAGCAAACCGCGCCUGACUGUGGCUGGCGGGAAGCCCGCUGUCGAUUUGAUCACAGAUCUUUCACUUGGACACCACUCAGUGAGCAGCCGGUGGGACACACAGUCCAGGACCGUCCCCUCCUGUGACAGGACGGCUGCUGCUGGCUGCCCACGGGGCCGCAGCCUGAACACACCUGAACUUCUCGUCGGUGGGGUGGCGGGCUCCCGAACGCCAGCAUCUCCAGAGGUGGGCGGUGGAAGCCGUCAGGACCCCAGGAUCGGGGCCCCAAACUGGACGGGGGCAGCGUCUCCUGCGUUCCCACACAAGGGGCCGACAGACCCCAGCUCUUGCUGGGAAGUUGGGCUCCUUCUGUCUGGCUCCUUGGAGGGGCUUCACGAGAAGGUGAAGGGGGUGAGGAAAGAUGCAGUGAAACAUCGGGGACGCGAGGGAAACGGCUGUCAGUGUCUGGCUGGAGUUGGCGAGGAGGGAAUCGGGGUUGCCCAGCUCAGUGGGAUCUAGAGUGGUGAGGGCUGGACUCCAGGCUGCGGGCUGGGCUUGAGCGUGGGGUGGACUCUCCGAAGGAGGGGAACCGGCCGAGGUGCGCCAGAGGUGUGAGCGAGCAUCAGCCCUCAGCUUUGGGCUCCUGCUGGCUCUGGCGCUGACCCUGCGCAGCCCGCCCUCAGGCCUGGACACUGUCCCUGGCACCUGUGGGGUGCCCAGUGGACACUCUCAUUUAUUCCACGCAGAGACCCCCUUCUCCUUGGGCUCGGGACGGCAGCUCAAGGCUGGGCUAACCUGUGUCGGCACGAGCCUGGGCCCAUAAGAAGCACCUUACAAGUCUGUCCUUUGAGAGACAGCAGGGCUGCAUUCCUUCAGUGAACACAGCCUCUUCCUGUGGCCGUGAGCCCCUCGACAACCUAGGUCGAGUGGCCGCAGGGCACGGCUUCUUUCUUGGGGGCCUGCAGGCCUCUCGACCUUGAGGGGUGACAGUCCUAAGGGGCUCAGACCUGGCCCGAGGGGCAGGUGCUUCAGGCUGAGAUGUCCCCAGGCCCCGUGCGGCCUCACCAAGGCCAGGCCUCACGUAGCUCCGGCUCUCUGAUCCAGCCCGAGGCAGCGUGGCCCGGACAGCUGGACGCUGUCAAGGUCGCUCCAGGGGACAGGGAGCCUCCUCGUGGGAGGCCAGCCGAGGGAGGUCCCACCGGACACGGCAGCCACUCUCGGAGGAGAACCUGAUCUUUGGGGAGUGCACAGCAGGAGUGGCCGAGCCCUGAGCGAGGCUGAGUCACCCGGCCUUCGUUCCUCACCGUUGGCUCUGGCCCUCGGCCGAGGGGCAGCGGGGGCUGUUCACAGCACAGGACGCCUAGCAGCUCUGCCCGGUGGACUCCUUAGGAAACGCAUCCGGGUUUGGGUGGAGGCUGGUGUUGGGAGCACCCAGGCUUGGACAUCCAAGGAGAGUGCCACCGGCCUGGCCAUGGUGGUCACCCAGCUGGACCUGGAGGUCCGCUUUCAGGGCACGAAGCUGCGAGGCUUCCGCUGUGAGCUCACCCGCUGCCCCCGCGGGGUCGUCCCUGAGACCACCUGCACCAUCGUGGGCCAGGUUGUGGUGCCCGUUCUGCUGUCUGGCUUCGGCAUGGUGGCGGCCGGCCUGCUGAUGAACACGAUCCAGCACUGGCCCGUGUUCACGGAGGUGAAGGACCUGCUGACCUUGGUGCCGCCCCUGGUGGGCCUGAAGGGCAACCUGGAGAUGACACUGGCCUCACGCCUCUCCACCGCGGCCAACACUGGGCGGAUCGAUGACCCCCGGGAGCAGCACAGAGUUAUCAGCAGUAACCUCGCCCUCAUCCAGGUGCAGGCCACCGUCGUGGGGCUCCUGGCCGCCGUGGCGGCCCUGCUUCUGGGCGCGGCGUCGGGGCAGGAGCUGGACGCGGCAGAGGUGGAGGUGCUGUGCGCCAGCAGCGUCAUCACCGCCUUCUUGGCGGCCUGCACCCUGGGGAUGCUGAUGGUCUGCAUAGUAAUCGGCGCUCGAAAGCUCGGGGUCAACCCGGACAACAUCGCGACGCCCAUCGCGGCCAGCCUGGGAGACCUCAUCACCUUGUCCCUCCUGGCUUUUGUCAGCAGCUUCUUCCACAAACACAGAGACAGUCGGUAUCUGACGCCGCUGGUCUGCGUCGGCUUCACGGCCCUGACCCCCGCGUGCAUCCUCAUCGCCAAGCAGAACCCGCCCGUCGUGAAGAUCCUGAAGGUCGGGUGGUUCCCCAUCGUCCUGGCGAUGCUCGUGAGCAGUAUCGGGGGGCUCAUCUUGAACAAGACCAUCUCCAAGCAGCAGUUCCGAGGCAUGGCCAUAUUUGCCCCCAUCAUUUGUGGCGUCGGUGGCAACCUGGCGGCCAUUCAGAGCAGCCGGACCUCCACGUACCUGCACCUGUGGAGCGCUCCUGGGGUCCUGCCCCUUGGGAUGAAAGAGCGCUGGCCUAACCCCCGCUCCACGUUCUGCAGCUCAGAGAUCAACUCCGCGUCGGCCCGCGUCCUGCUCUUCCUGGUGGUUCCAGGCCACCUCAUCUUCUUCUCCAUCAUCUACCUGGUGGAAGGCCAGUCAGUCCCAAACGACAAAACCUUCGUGGGGCUCUACCUGCUGGCAGGCCUGGUCCAGGUGACGAUCCUGCUGUACCUGGCGGAAGCGACGGUUCGGCUGACGUGGAACCAGGCCCUGGACCCAGACAACCACUGCAUCCCCUACCUCACAGGGCUGGGGGACCUCCUUGGGACCAGCCUCCUGGCACUCUGCUUCCUCGCCCACUGGCUACUGAGGAGUGAAACGGGACUGGAUGGCACCUCAGAACCAGCAUCUGGACCUUCCUAAGGAGCCCAGGCAUCCCUGCGGCUCAGGAGAACCUUCCCUCGUGCCCACGGGAACAGGGUGUAGUUCCUCCCCAGCCGGACCCCCAGGGUGGCUGACCCUGGCCUCUGCCAGUCUGCCGAGGACGUGCACACACUCUCUGGAGCUGCUGCUGCCUGAGCCCGGGAUGGAGCCUGAGGUCAGGAGCGCCUGCCGGCGAGUGCACGUGCGUGCCUGUGUGGAGGGCAGGGCACUGCGGCCUGAAGCCGCUGAACCAAGAGGCGCCUGUGCCCUUG